GUUCGAGUCGCUCUGCCGUCCACCAAACGGUGGAAGUUUACAUGGAUGGUUCACCUCGCUUGAUUUACUCCAUCAGGCAAAUCGGUUGUGGUGUUCCUCGCCACUCUUCACGGCCGGGUUGAAAGUACUCCAGACUCCCAUCUACGAAGUACUCGUAGCACAAAAGAAACUCCUCUCCGUACUGUACGAGUACAACGGGCUGAUAAUCAUUGCACCAAAAACUCGUCGGCUGUCAGUCACGCUGCAUGGCCAAUUCCUCCACUGGACCCUCAUCCUCACCUGGCUUUUGCGUCUUUCGAUUCAGCCAAUGCUCUCAUCUAUAAAUAAUAUGCCUCCCGAACCCCACUUCUUCGCGGGCGGGAGAGUUUUAUCAGCAUUAUCCGCGAAAAACACUUUGUCCCCGUCGAACGUCUCCGUGCGGCUCUUCGUUUCCUCUUUUAUAGUGAUGGGUCCCUCGAGAUUGAUUCUCGUUGACACUUGAUGUUUUUCAUGUUUCCUUGUGCUGUUGCUCAAAAUCUUUCCAAUGCCGUCGAAGAUUUCUCCUUGUGUUAUAGGAAUUGACGUUGGCGGUACCAACACCGAUGCGGUACUUCUUCGAGACGGGACGGUAUUGGCAUGGCAUAAGACACCAACUACAACGGACAUUCAGCAAGGAGUGGAAUUGGUCAUUGAAGAAGUCAUUAAGAAAGCCGAUAUUCCUCGAGACCACGUAAGGUCUGUUAAGAUUGGAACCACGGUGAGAAUAUGUUCCUUCUUUAUUGGAUCUUGGUACUCUGGGACAUGGAAAUUUCUGACUCAACUCAGCAAUUCGUCAACGCGGUACUAGAGCAGGAUUCAAGCAAAUUGGAUAAAGUUGCUAUUGUUCGGUUAUGCGGCCCUCACUCUAAUGGCUCUCCGCCGUUCGUGGAUUUCCCACCCGCCCUGAAAAAUCUAGUAGAAGGGCAUUAUGGCUUUGUUGAUGGUGGAUAUCAAGGUACUUUUGUCCUCAUAGAUCCGGAGCCGUUCCAGACAGAAGCUUUGCAUGCUGGUGGCUUAGAUUCCGACUAA
Molecule: messenger RNA, 1047 nt
Organism: Hymenoscyphus albidus
Lineage: Eukaryota; Fungi; Ascomycota; Leotiomycetes; Helotiales; Helotiaceae
Source: the annotation of a GenBank genome assembly